This is a messenger RNA of Paramuricea clavata, 3161 nucleotides long. NCBI's taxonomy places the organism in Eukaryota, Metazoa, Cnidaria, Anthozoa, Malacalcyonacea, Plexauridae. The record is from the annotation of a GenBank genome assembly.
GUUGUAUUAAUAUCUGCAUACACACUAUACUUUUACUUCUACUGAUUCACUGCUCAUAAAGAAAAGCUUAUACUUGGAUAGAAUGGAAAGUAUGCACUCCUACUGUGCUAUUAAAGGAGACAAAAAGGAAUACAUCAUGCUAAACCGCAAUAAAUAACAAGGGUCUGAAAACGAAAGUAGACGGACAAUCGUAUUGCGAAUCAAAACUGCGAAAUUUCGAUGGAUACUGUCGAAUCAGCGGUUGAAUACAGAAAAUCAAGUAUACCGUUCACUUUAGCUGAACGACUCGGGGAGGGCGCUUUUGGUGAAGUCUUCAAAGCGACAGAAAAUGAGGGUAAAGCCCGAACAUUUGCGGUCAAGUUUAUAAAAUGCACAGGAAAUGACGACCUACAAAAUGCGAUGGACGAGAUCACGGCGUUGGUGAUAUUAAACCAUAAAAACGUUGUUAAAAUGUUUGAUUUUGGUGUACGGCAGCAUUGGCAGUUGGAAGUCGAAUUCUCGCUUCUGUUAGAAUAUUGCUCCGAUGGUCGCCUCAACGAGAAGCUUGCUGAGCAGAAUUCAAGAAGCCGGAAGCUUGGUUGGAUACGCAGUAUAACAUCCGCCGUCGUUUAUUUGCACAGUGAGGGCAUAGUGCAUCAGGAUUUGAAGCCCGAUAAUAUCUUGUUGACUGGGAAUGGUGUUAUAAAAGUGGCUGAUUUUGGUCUCGCUCGACGCUUCGCACGACGAAGAGAAGGUAUACAAUGUGGUAGUUCAAUAAAUAUUCGCCUUCCCACACUCGUUUCUUACUGCUGAGUUAAGCUUGCUACUGUAAAUACAAUUGUGUUUGGUUCACUCUUGUACUUUCAGAAUUUUAAUCCGGUUUUGUUCUGUGGCCGAAAACCGACCCUUAGUCAUUCAUCUAGAAUGCCUUCGAUUUGAGCUGCAUCCUUCACAAUUCAGCUCUGUUGCAAGGAAAGAUGAUUGACACCCCCUCCCUAUACCUUCCCCCUCCUAUCCCUACUCCCCCUCUAACAUUAAGAACACCCAGGUUAAUUCUACCCAUAUAUACAUGAUUGUAUAUCCACCUCAACCAUUCUUAUAAUUUAUUUCGGUGUAUAUACUUGGGCAUUUAUUUAUGCAUACUGUACACACUUCUGUAUGAUAUUUUAACUAGUAGGGACAAUAAUAAUAUACAUAUUAUGCUAGUAGGGACAAUAAUAAUAGCCAAAUAAAUUCAUUACAAUUCAAUUGGUCAAAGCUAGCAUUUACUAUCUCAGCCGAGCUGGCGGACCCUAAUAGACUUAGCAAUAUAUAAUAAUAUAGCAAAAUAUAUAUUGGUUUCAAUCCAAAGGUCAGAGCUGGCAUUUAUACUACCUCAGCCAGCUGGCUGACCCUAAUAGACUUAAGAGUAUAUAAUAAUAUAGCAAAAUAUCUAUUAAAUUCGUUUCAAUUCAAAGGUCAGACCUGGCAAUUAUACUACCUCAGCCAAGGUGUUGGGGCAUUGUGCUACGUUGCUCCAGAAAUGCUCGAAGACCACCACACCUAUAUGGUCGAUGUAUUCUCAAUGGGGAUUCUAUUUCAUGCUAUUCUCGAAGGCCAGUUUAAAGUCUACGAUGGGGAAAGGUGUUAUGGAGUAUUUAUUCAGACCAGUAAUCAACAGAGAGAACCAAUUGGUAUUCAGAUGCAUGAGAAAGGAACGGAUUUGAAGGUGCCAUUCCAACGAUGGAGAAGAAGACUAAUUGAACGAAUGUUGAAAUACAAUCCGAAACAAAGACCAACUGCCCGAGAAGUUGAGGACGUUUUAAGAUCAACAUUCCGACGGUGGUUUCAACUCGUAUAAUAAAGUAAAUUCCCAAUGCAUGGUUGAUGAGGUUCAGACUCGAUCAAAACCAUCCAUACCUAGUAUAUUUUAAAACUAAAGAAGAUAAAUUUCUCGCUAAGUUUAUCUUUAACAAAGAUGAAGAAUAUUAAUUAUUAGGUACAUAGAACAAUUUCAUCAAACGUUUACAAUUGUAUCUAUAGCAUAUAUACAGUAUACAUGAAACAUCUUGUCUUCUGUGUGUCAAUCUUGUCUUCUAUGUGUCAGUCUUGAUUCGCGUCAUCCGAUGUUCUAAGCAAAGACUCGUAUUGUCAAUGAGUGCACUGGUGUACUCAGUACUGUGAUUGUGUUAGUCUCAGUGACCUGGGAAUAUGACGUAUAGCUAUAUAUUAAGGGCUAUUUAUACCCAUAAACCAACAUAUUCCGGCAUGUAUUUUUUUAUGAAUACUUAUAACCAUUGCAAUAACGUGAAUACAUGUUUUAAUAAGCAAAUAGCCUAAGAAUAGCAAAGAACAUUAAUUAAUUAAUACAGAGAAUCUAUUGCGUUGUAUGCAGUCUGUGUGAUUAUAUGUUGGGCAAUUCGAAUAUUUUCAUUAAUACACCGGAAUGUCAACUGUAACUAUAGUAUAUGACAAUUAUAAAUAUAACCAUUUCCAUUAUAUUUAUACAUAAAUAUAUAAUUGUACAUGAAGUUCGUGCUACUAUAUUUCAAUAUUGUACGAUUUAGAUAUUGUAAUUACAUUGGACAUUCAACUAUUGUAAUAAAUUGAAUACAUGAAUGAAUGAUAGCAUUGCAUUUUAGCUACUCCCUGCUAGUAUCUGGGACAUGUCCAUUUGCUUCAUCUUUGCAACAACAAUUACAACAGCGAAAACAACAGCGACAACAACAGCGACAACAACAGCGACAACAACAGCGACAACAACAGCGACAACAACGACGCAAAAAGGCCAUUGCAUUUGUGAACAUUUGACGCAAUCUUUUAACCAAUUUCUCACGCAUGCUCAAUUCCUCCUCUUCAGAGCUUUCUUUGGGAAGUAAAGUGUCUUUAUCGUUGUAACUUUCUUCGCAGAAGCUCUCGUCGUUCGUGGCUGACUCGUCCCUUCUGUUACGCAGCUCACUGCUAGCUUCAUUUGGCACGACUGAGUUUUCGAUCUUCACUGACUGUUCGUCUUUCGUAAACGUUGUCCAGUCUUGUCCAGCUUCUGCCUUUGAGGUUAGGUACGCGUUCUCCACUGUUAAGCGAACAGGGUUUGCGCAUGGUAGACAUUUAAUAUUGCCUUUUGUAAUUUUUUGUUCACUUAAAUUGAAAAGGAAGCAGCCAAUGUUGACCUUUGCUGGUGUACCUGGAUGUAUAGAACAAAA